This is a messenger RNA of Homarus americanus (American lobster), 2976 nucleotides long. Its product is annotated as E3 ubiquitin-protein ligase RNF220-like. The record is from RefSeq and is a predicted model, not a curated record. Gene Ontology annotation, molecular function: ubiquitin protein ligase activity. Bases 1 to 1860 code for a protein of 619 amino acids. Gene Ontology annotation, biological process: protein ubiquitination. Lineage: Eukaryota; Metazoa; Arthropoda; Malacostraca; Decapoda; Nephropidae. The transcript is spliced from 9 exons.
AUGGAGUCCUUAGUCAGACCUCUUGACGGUACUGACGCAGCGAGUGAGAAGGGUUCAGAUGUUAUGGAGUUAUCUAUCUUGUCUGGGGAAGACGUCAACAUGCAAAACAAAACCGUAGCUGCUGAUGGAGAAAAUAAUCACAAGAAAGACAUAGACGUUAUGGAGUCGUCGGGCCAACCUGUAGCAGACGACGACAACACGAAUAAUGAGUCGGUCACCACACAGUCGUCUCAUGAGGGUGUACUGAACAAGACCAUAGAGGGAAAACAUCAGGACGUCGUGGUGCCGUUUGGUUCAUCCACAGAUGUUGAGAUGUCCAGUGAAGGUGAUCAGGUCGCUAUGGAGUCUUGUGACGCCCCGGAGAAGAAGGAAAACACUCACAAAACAGUUCACGGCGUCAUAGAAUCGUUGUUCCAGAUGUUAGAAGCCGAGAAUGAAAAUUGCAAGUAUCCAGUUAACAUGGAGCCGUUCUCACAAGCUGUGGAACCCGGGGGCCUUCCUGACGAAUAUACAACCAAUGAGUCGCCUGACGUAGCGGGAGAAGAGAAAAAUAUGGGAGAUACAGCCGCCGUGGGGUGGUGUGACGCAGGUGGAGGCGGCACGAGUCAAGGGGGCAUAUCUUCCGUCAUGAGGGAGGCGCCUACUCAUCCCACACCUGCCGUGAAGGAGGAGGAGAGAGAACAAGGACGCAAGCCCCGCCUCGGAGAGUCUUGGUGCCCCGUGUGUGGCCUAACACUUCGCCCCGGGGAGCUGGAGACUCACUUCACCCAAGAGGUUGAUAAGCUAGUGCGCCUCCCCCAGUCCCGCCGACCCUCCCAGCGCCCGCCCACGCCCAGUCCCUCCACGUCGUCAGAGGGCAACGGUGCCACGCCCAGGACUGUCAGGACACGUUCAGGACGAACAUCCAGCAAGCAAUGGGAGAUGUACCAACGAGUGAAGAGCAACAGGCAGGUGAGGACGAGGGUGAAGAGGCGACGCAACAACACGGCAGGUGACUCAAACGACCACCAGCAGGACGAUGAAUACUACGAUGACGACGAUGAUGACGACGUAGUACAACGUAGGACCUGCCCCGUGUGUGAUAAGAAGGUCCUUGCCGAUGACAUCAACACCCACAUCAGCAAGUGUCUCAAUCAGGCUGAGGACGAGGAGGUGGAUGUGGAGGGUGAGAAUGAGGGUGGCAGCCAGUAUGAGGAGUAUGAGUGGUGUGGCCAGACUAGAGUGAGGGCUACCCAGAUGCUUCGAGCAGAGGGACAGCUGCACGCCUUGGGCACGAAAGUACAACAGGGGUGUGAGGAUGAGGUGGUGGAUGUGGUAGACGACGAUUCCACCAGCGUCUACGGACCUCCACAGUACACAGACGCCGACCUGCCCCCCUACAACCCGGACUCGGACAUGGACGAAGAGCCUUCCCCUUCCUCCGUCAGUAACCACACGACCACCACCCUCUGUAACAACUCCGAGAGAACUACCAUUGACUUCAACCUUAGCUCCAACACCAGCAGCGUCAGCACGUCGAGGGGGUCAUCAGGCAGUACCCACACCCCCAGCCUCUGGUCAGCGGACUCCAUCAAUCCACCACAGACCGAUGGACCAAGUGCCUCUAGUAUAAGCAACACCCCAGCCGUGGUGGAGGCGCUGAGGGCCAGACUACAGGAACUGGAGCAGGAUGAAACCUCACCCCGGGGACGCUACUCCUGCCGCGUCUGUCAUAGUGACUACAUGAAACCGCUGGUGUCUGUGUUGUGCUGGCACGUGCAUUGUGAGAGGUGCUGGCUCUGUGCCUUGUCAGCCAAAAAGUUGUGUCCGCAGUGUAGCGCUAUCACGUCGUCCAGUGAUCUCCGCCGCGUAUACUUCUGAUGACCCCAACUCGCCUCCGGCUUCUCUACUCUACCUCUUCAUUUUGCUUAGUUACCCUACCGCCCUCUUGUCUAUCUGUGAUGACCCCCAAUUCUCAUCUGACCUACAAUGACUUCAACUGCAGCACUCCCUCAUCCCUCUGUCAACUUGUGGUGAGCCCACAGUGUUGUCCCACGUCAAGUGAUGUACAAGAUUGAGACAAUAAGAAAACAGAUGAUCACAGAACAUGGUGAUAAAGGAUGAACUUGAAGAUAUCAGAAAAUCAUUAGGUUACAGCAGAAGAAUUUGAAAUUUUGAAAGAAAAUUUACAAGUUUUAGAUGGUCUACAGUGGCACAUGAGUUGGAUCUGGUAAAGACUUGUAUGAUGCAUGUAAUCCUUCUCCUUCAGUGGGUGGUGAUGAUGCAGUCGCAGCAGAAGGCACCAACUAACUUUAUCCUCCCACUGGCCACAUCCUUGUAUAACUAAACUAAAACACUUGUCGUCAGGAGGGGAUAAUCUAUCUUUUGGUUGAUGAUGUAGCUACACGCUGGAACAAAUGGUCAGUGUACCCUCAAGUGGUAGACCAUCGAAUGUUGGUGGUAGACUUUCCCAACGAUGGACCUCAAAACUAGUGGUGGACUUAACAAGGAUGCGUUGUGGUGGAAGGACCAAUGAGUGACUUACUGUGGUGGCAGGACCAAUGAGUGACAUCCGUGGUGGAUACUCCAAGAGUAAUGAUUAUACAGGGUGCUGUCAAUUCACUGCCAUUGGUUAGUUUCCUCUUGGCAUUGUUACUCAGGAUAGCUAAUAAGUCGUUACCUGUCAGGCGUUUCGUUCUGGUAAGUUCACUUUUAGUUAAUACCUGUAGUCAGCAGCAUUAUUGAAUUUACGAGUAUUUUAGUUAGUGUAAUUAUCGUACAGGAUUUAUGAUUUUCCCAGUCUUAGUUGAGAGGAGAUUUUAUGUCAAAACAGUAAUUUUAAGGGCAGCUGAAAAUGUUGAAUUCAAAGAUGCUCAACUUAGUUAAUAAGUACUGUAUUGGUCUCUGUAAAUAUUCCAUUUUAAAAGCAGUGGGAUUUUUUAUUACGAGUACAGUAUAUUUAAAUUUGGUCACGAAAUAAAAUCGUUGGAAAUGCAA